CACCCGUUUGCAGCCAUGAUGCAGGAAGGGCUGGACGACGGACCCGACUUCCUGUCCGAGGAGGACCGGGGACAGCCGCGGGCAGUGAACGUGGACCUGCAGACGGACGCCACGCUGCAGGUGGACAUCUCCGACGCUCUGAGUGAGAGGGACAAGGUCAAGUUCACCGUCCACACUAAGAGCACACUGCCCAACUUCAAGCAGAACGAGUUCUCGGUGGUCCGACAGCACGAAGAGUUCAUCUGGCUUCACGACUCGUUUGUGGAGAACGAAGAAUACGCCGGAUACAUCAUUCCCCCCGCGCCCCCCCGACCAGACUUUGAUGCAUCCAGAGAGAAGCUGCAGAAGCUCGGGGAGGGAGAAGGCUCCAUGACCAAAGAGGAGUUCACCAAGAUGAAGCAGGAGCUGGAGGCAGAGUACCUGGCCAUCUUCAAGAAGACCGUAGCCAUGCACGAGGUUUUCCUGUGUCGCGUGGCGGCUCAUCCUGUCCUCAGGAAGGACCUCAACUUCCACGUCUUCCUGGAGUACAACCAGGACCUGAGCGUCCGAGGGAAGAACAAGAAGGAGAAGCUGGAGGACUUCUUCAAGAACGUGGUGAAGUCAGCCGACGGCGUCCUGGUGGCCGGAGUCAAGGACGUCGACGACUUCUUUGAGCACGAGAAGACGUUUCUGUUAGAAUAUCACAACCGAGUCAAAGACGCUUCGGCCAAAUCCGACCGAAUGAUCCGCUCACACAAAAAUGCUGCGGAUGACAUCAACAGAAUUGCCUCGUCUCUCUACACUUUGGGAACGCAGGACUCCACAGAGCUCUGCAAGUUCUUCCUCAAAGUGUCGGAGCUGUUUGAGAAGACGAGGAAGAUUGAAGCUCGAGUUGCAGCAGAUGAAGACCUGAAGCUGGCCGACCUGCUGAAAUAUUACCUGAGAGAGUCGCAAGCUGCAAAGGACCUGCUGUACCGGAGGAGCCGGUCUCUGGUGGACUACGAGAACGCCAACAAGGCUCUGGACAAAGCUCGAGCCAAGAACAGAGACGUCCUGCAGGCGGAGACCAGCCAGCAGCUCUGCUGCCACAAGUUUGAGAAGAUCUCCGAGUCCGCCAAACAAGAGCUCGUAGACUUCAAGACGAGGCGAGUGGCGGCUUUCAGGAAGAACCUGGUGGAGCUGGCAGAGCUGGAGCUCAAACACGCCAAGGGGAACCUCCAGCUGCUGCAGAGCUGUCUGGGUGUUCUGAAAGUGAACUAGAACGUCCUUGGACUGGUUUGACAGGUUUUGGUGGGUUUGGCGCCUGCUCCUCGAUGGGCUCCACAAACGUCUGUUUUCAUGAAUCACAUCUACAGAAGAGGACGUAGUAACAUCUUGUGUCUGAUGAUCCCAGAAGCUGUCGUGGUCUUCUCUUUGAGCUUCAGUUCAUGAUCUGGUUUGAUGGAAGCUCACUAACAUCAUUUUUCUUUCUGUAAUUGUUAUUUGAUCAUCUGACUCGAGUCUUCACGCUUCUCAUGAAAAUAAGACCUCAGACUAAAGCUCUAAAGUCUUAUUUUGGCGGUGUCUGCGGUGCUUUUAUUGUGUUGGGAAUCUGAUUUGUUCAAUAACUCCAUCCUCACGUCUCUGAUCAGCUGUUUGUUGCCAUGGAGCUUGGGUCUGUUGCCUUAAGGUCCACCGUCUCUUCUGAAGAACAAUUAGUUUUUAACGUCACACCAUAAGAAUGUUUUUUCACUCAUGUGACCAAAGCUUUGAUUUCUGAUUAAAGAUGGACAUGAAAAGAAAUAAAGAGACAAAGAUGAUUUGUGAAACUAACAA
Molecule: messenger RNA, 1794 nt
Organism: Pungitius pungitius (ninespine stickleback)
Lineage: Eukaryota; Metazoa; Chordata; Actinopteri; Perciformes; Gasterosteidae
Gene: snx6
Product: sorting nexin 6
Exons: 15
Coding region: 16-1239 (407 amino acids)
Biological process (GO): retrograde transport, endosome to Golgi
Cellular component (GO): endosome
Molecular function (GO): phosphatidylinositol binding
Source: RefSeq, a predicted model, not a curated record